AUGUCUGUCGUGUCUGAAGAAACUAAGAGGCUUUUUGGAUGUAGCCAGUGCUCUAGGAGGUUCACACGGCACGAGAACCUGAAGAGACAUAUUGGUACCAGUCACAGUCACAAACCAGAAUAUCAUCAAUGUAAAUACUGCUCGAAGCAACUGAAAAGACAGGACCUGUUAAAAAGACAUGUCAAGCUUCUACACAAGGACAAGUUUGAGCUUGACUAUGGCAAACCAACCACCAGAGCUCGAGGAGGCGGCGGAGCUGCGAAGGCCAAGGCCGAACAGCCUUCGUCUUCUUCAAUGCCUCUGACCGAUGGGUCUCCAGCAUCUCCUUCAUCUGACGAUGGUUCAACUAAUGGAGGAGUUCCAAAACACAUUCCAAAGUUAUACUUACCGCAAUUCCAAGCUCCAGACAUUCCGAAAACUUAUGACCCAAAAUUACACCAAUAUUACAGCGACUUGCCAUUCCUACCUCCAAAGUUCCUGACCCAUUACAAAGAUAUCUUUUGCGAUCGCAUUCUUGAUUACUUCCCAAUCUUCGAUAAAAAGUCAUUUGAUGAAGAAAAGUCCGCUGCUUCGUUACUAAGGGCCAUUGCUUCGAUUGGCUGUGUAGUAACAGGACUCCCAACAGAUAGAAAACUUGGUCACGAACUUUGGGAGAGCGGGUUUUCCUUGAUUGAAGUGUUUCUUUCUGAAGAAAAAGAAGAGAGAUAUCAAUUGGACUGGGUACAGGCAACUAUAUCUCUUCUGGUUUUCAAUGGUCUAUUCAGUUUUGACGGAAUUGCUGACGAACAACUGAUGAUAUUCAAACGGCUAUGGAUUUGCGACCCCAGACUAUCUAAAGUAGAAGGUAAAAUCGGAGACAAUAGCAGUGAUUUUAUUUUGCCCUGUCAAUUUUGUUACUAUGUUGUCAAUACUUUGUUGAUUAUGUUUACCCAGAACAAAUCUUGGUAUUUGUCAAUGAGUGAUGUUGAGGGCUAUGUUCCAGAGUUGGAAAAGAAAAUGACCCUGUCACAAAGUUUGGUACAGUUGUCGAAAGAACCAAUUGAAUUAAAAGAGGCAUCGGCCACUAGUUUGUUGCUGAUAUGUGGUGUGUACGAGCUGUUAGAACACGAUCUGAAGCUCAAGAGACUGUUUACUGAAGAUAUACAAGCCACUGAGACAUUUGCUAAUAAGAUUUCGAGAAUCCUGGAGAAUCUCGCUGAAUCAAUUAGACUGUAUUAUUCCAACAUCUCAACCCCUCCGGCCAAUACCAAACUCGACUUGUUCUGGUGUCUCUGGCAUGCUGCUUAUAUCCGUACACAAGUCCCUGAAUUGUUCUUUGAACGACCAAAAGGCGAUAUCAAGGUUCGCCAAGUCCACGGAGUAAACAGUCCAUAUCAAACUCUGAAGCUGGAACUGAGUUCAAUGAAGCGAUCUGUCAACGAGAAACAGGAGAGUUGGCAUGAACGAUACCUGAGAAUAGCACCCAGCUUCACAUGGAGUAUACAACAACUAUCAGCCCGGGGGGAGUUAGCCCGGUCGGAAAUUCCUAUUGAGAGAAUGGUGUACAUACGAAUUAUCUUCUACGGAAUUUUGCUAAUCCAAAAAAUGGAAACGAGUAAAGACGAAGAAGACACUCAGUUUUUAAAGCGACUCACGGUCGAGCUGAGUAACGUCAGUCCCAGCUCCACAUACCCGCUGUUGUCGCAAACGAUAUUUCAAUUUACAAAAGAUAAAAUGGCUGCUGAGGGAGCAUGGCACAUUGGCUCCCGUCUGGAGGAGAUCCUAAACGAAUAUGCCAACUUCCUCAACCAGCCCAAAAUUAGAGGUAGAGUAGUGUAA
Molecule: messenger RNA, 1818 nt
Organism: Sugiyamaella lignohabitans
Lineage: Eukaryota; Fungi; Ascomycota; Dipodascomycetes; Dipodascales; Trichomonascaceae
Product: zf-C2H2 type zinc finger protein
Exons: 1
Coding region: 1-1818 (605 amino acids)
Biological process (GO): regulation of transcription by RNA polymerase II
Cellular component (GO): chromatin
Molecular function (GO): DNA-binding transcription factor activity, RNA polymerase II-specific; RNA polymerase II cis-regulatory region sequence-specific DNA binding
Source: RefSeq, a predicted model, not a curated record